Morchella importuna is the source of this 837-nucleotide messenger RNA. RefSeq lists its product as uncharacterized. The transcript is spliced from 4 exons. Lineage: Eukaryota; Fungi; Ascomycota; Pezizomycetes; Pezizales; Morchellaceae. The coding region runs from base 1 to 837 and encodes 278 amino acids. The record is from RefSeq and is a predicted model, not a curated record.
AUGGUGCUUCAUAAAAACAAGUGGGAUAAGAAGGCGACUCGCGCGCAUGUGAGAAAACUGAAAGCUCAGGGUAAAGAGGACGAUACCAAAAAGCCUCGGGGCGAAAAGAAGGAAGGGGAACAGCCUGGGACAGCUGGGCCCAAUAAACAAGAGUUCCCAAAGCUACCAGGGGCUGAAGAAGCAGAAUCAGAAGACAAGGAUUCACAAGACGAGGAGGCGGACGAAGAUGAAGAUGGAGAAAAUGGCGGAGGUCAAUUCAGUAAGCGGAAGAUGCAGAAUAAUGCAUGGAGAUAUGAGCAAGAGGAGGAAGAGCCUGUUCCAGGUGAAGAACCGGAGGAGCCCGAGCCCGAGCCCGAUUAUGUUACCAUGACAGUACAGCGCAAAGGCCAAUUCGAUGCUCCUAAUAAAGUUCCGGAGGAGGACUUGGACUUGGGUUUCCUGAAGGAUUUGCAGCUGCAAGGGCAAAGAUCCAGAGGAGCUGAAGGCAGUGAAGACUUUGGCGGAACAAAGGGGAAAGUCGUCAAGGUUGACCGCAAGCAGUUUGAAGAUGUCACAACAAAAAUAGCAAAGAACUCAACGGUAGACGCGUUUAGACAGAGAUUCGCGCCCAGAAAGACGAAGUCUCGUGUUGGAGGCGGGGGUGGGGGUACAGGGGAGGACGCACCGGACGACGACGUCGAUUCGUUCCUGGAAGAACUGAAAGUAGUCGAGAUCACCGCGACUCGCCCAGCUGGGUCACGGGAGAUAAGCAGUGAUCUUGGCAAGGGUCGCACCAACGAAGGUUACGAGCACGACAAGGACGAUGACUGGCUAGACGGCAUGUUGGGUGGAAGGUGA